This is a messenger RNA of Pungitius pungitius (ninespine stickleback), 3806 nucleotides long. RefSeq names its product ANTXR cell adhesion molecule 1c (gene antxr1c). The record is from RefSeq and is a predicted model, not a curated record. Gene Ontology annotation, cellular component: plasma membrane; cell surface. Bases 438 to 2132 code for a protein of 564 amino acids. NCBI's taxonomy places the organism in Eukaryota, Metazoa, Chordata, Actinopteri, Perciformes, Gasterosteidae. Gene Ontology annotation, molecular function: transmembrane signaling receptor activity. The transcript is spliced from 18 exons.
CGAGAGGAGGCGCAAAAUGACCCAUUUUCGCUCUUUCUCUCUCCUCCUCAGUUGGAAACAUGAAACCUGGUCCUUGUCAGCCAAGUCCGUCCCCCGGACUCCCGGUUCCUGCAGCGCCAAACCUGCUCAGUGCGCUUCCUCGGACCAGGGUGCACACUUCUAUUCGGGUUUUCCUUUACCAACCAGCCCUCCAUAUGAGCCAUUCUCUCCCUGACGCGGGCUUCGGAUUUGCUUAAAAUCCGAUUCGGAAUAAUCCGGAGCUUGAACCCCGCUCCAGCUCUCCGGGUUUCAAAAAGAGACGCGGAAUCUAGUGCCCUGCAUCCUGUCUUCUGUCUCUGUCACCUUCAACUGUCUCUGCGAUGUAAAACAUACCAUUUUCUCUCCUUUUUUUAUCCACGAAGGAUUUAACCUUUUUUUUUCCCCCGAGGAAAGUAGUUAUGGAGACAAUGAAGUUGAGCAUGCGUUUGGUUCUGGUUCUAUUCGGAUUAUUUUUGCUCUGUUCUCCAUCUGUGAGAGGCGAGCCGCAGCAGCAGGAGGAAGAGGAGGAGGAGGAGGAGGAGAGCUCAUGUCAGGGCGCCUUCGACCUGUACUUUGUGCUUGAUAAGUCUGGCAGUGUGAAAGAUCACUGGCAGGAAAUCUACGACUUUGUGGAGAACUUAGCGGAGAAGUUCAAAAGUCCCAUGCUGAGGAUGUCCUUCAUAACCUUCUCCACCAGAGCCUUCACCAUCAUGAAACUGACGGAAAACAGAGCGACCAUCAGAAAGGGGCUGGUUGCUCUGAGCAAAGAGGUCACUGGUGGAGACACGUGCAUGGACCUUGGCCUGCGCAAGGCGAACGAGCAGAUCCACCAAGAGAACUUUGGCACGGCCAGCGUGAUCAUCGCGCUGACGGACGGGGAGCUGCUGGAACAUCAUCUCGUCACCGCGCAGCAAGAGGCGGAGAGGGCCCGGUCUCUGGGAGCCGUCGUGUACUGCGUUGGUGUCAAAGACUUCAAUGAGACGCAGCUGGCCACUAUUGCGGACACCAUCGAGCACGUGUUUCCUGUGCUGGGCGGCUUCCACGCCCUGCGGGGAGUCAUUGAUUCGAUCAUCAAGAAGUCCUGCAUUGAGAUCUUGACAGCGGAGCCCUCCAGGGUGUGUGCGGGGGAGUCCUUCCAGGUGGUGGUGGGAGGAAACGGCUUUCUCCACACCAGGAACAUCAACCAGGUGCUCUGCAGCUUCAAAAUCAACGACACCGUUACAGUCAAUGAAAAGCCGGCUGACGUGAAGGACACGUUCCUCAUGUGUCCGGCUCCUGUCAUCCAUGAAGUUGGGAAGGUGAUCUAUCUGCAGGUGAGCAUGAACGACGGCCUGUCCUUCAUCAGCAGCAACGUGCACAUCACCACCAUCGAGUGUUCUGACGGCAGAGUCCUCCUGAUCUCCCUGCUGGUGUUGUUGCUGCUGCUCGCCCUGCUCUUCAUGUGGUGGUUCUGGCCGCUCUGCUGCACCGUGGUGAUCAAAGAACCACCUCCUCCACCUCCUCCCGAGCCUGAGAGCUCGGACGAUGAGGACGGCCUCCCCAAGAAGAAGUGGCCCACCGUGGACGCCUCUUAUUACGGAGGAAGAGGCAUCGGAGGAAUCAAGAGGAUGGAGGUGCGCUGGGGGGGGAAGGGCUCGACCGAGGAGGGCGCCAAGCUGGAGAAGCCGAAGAACGCGGUGGUGAAAAUGCCGGAGCAGGAGUACGAGCCCUUCGAGCCCAAGCCCAAGAAAGCCCACAGCCGGAGGGCGCCCCAGGACAGGAAGUGGUACACGCCCAUCCGGGGUAAACUGGACGCGAUCUGGGCUCUGUUCUGCCGCGGGUACGACCAGGUCUCCCUGAUGAGACCCCAGCCCGGCGAUAACGGUCGAUGCAUCAACUUCACCAGAGUGAAAGAGGAGUCAGCGGCAGCCAAGGCCCCCCCCCGCGCCGCGACCCACACCCUCUCGCCCCCGCCGCCGCCGGACUACCACCCCGCCCCCACUUCCCCGCCCCCCGCCGCCAGCCCUCCCGCCAGGUCCCCCCCCUCAGGCCCCGUGCCCCCGGGGCCGCCGCCAUCACGCACGCCCCCGGGGCUUCCCUGCGCGCCGCCCUCGCGCCCCCCGCCCAGCCUGUGACCCCGAAACACACACAGAACAAAAACAAAGUGUUUUGUGUUGUGCUCUUCUUGUACGUGAGAAUGUCAAACUGCACGUAGAAAGCCAUUUAAAAAAAAUACAAAAAUAAUAACGCAGGGAAUCUUGGUGUAACUCCUACAUUGUAAAAAAAAAAAAGAGAAAGCAGUUUGACCGUUGACCUUUGGCCCGACACACAGAGGCUGAACAGGGGGGGGGGGGGUUCGGGCACAUAUAUUCUACUAAAGUGUUUGUGAGAUGGUGGUGGAUUGUUGCUGGACAGCAAAGCAUGCAGGCACAGGAAGUCCACACAAUAAAACCGCAGUUCAUCCACUGCUGGCUGGGACUUUAACCCAAAAGUAGGUUAAACCUGGGAUUGGAUUAGAAUUACAACUGGUUACUGUUGUCAAAAGGGAUUUUCUACUUCACCUUUUUGGGAUGUUUCUUCUAUCCAACAACAUCCUAGAACACGACCACCCUUAAAAAGCGAAUUGAUGCAGUCACAGCCUUUUUGUGACGGGGAAGUGUACAGACGUAAGGUGGAAGGCAUGUUUUUACGACGUGUGUUACGUUGGUCGAUAUCUCUGAGGCUUUGGAUUUUGUCCUUAACUCCCAUUUAUUGUUUAUUGAAUUUAGAAUACAGCAAUAUGUAUUUUAGGGUUUUUGGCAUCUGCGUAAAUAGACUGCUGGACAACUACAGUAUGUAUUCCUCUUUUUUUUUUUGUUGCAUUUGGACAUUUAAAUCUGACAACCAGAAAUCAGGUUGACGUCACACCUUUUCAUACACAACCCUCCGACUGUACUUUAAUACCGAUAUGUGUGUUUUAUGUCUUUAGCCUAAUCAUCGCCGGUCACAUUGCAACUGCAGGGCAGUUCAACGUGCAUCUAAUUUAUUAUACUCCCGAGAGAGAAAUAGAGGGGUACUUGAAUAUCGACAAGGUGUCCAACCACAAAGACACUGUGCACAGGAUUUUGAUACAUAGGAGCCAGCCAGUUAAAAGUGAGCGGCGUUUCACAAGCCCUCAGCUGCGUAGAGACAUUUCAAACUCAAUGUGAAUUUGUUAAAAGAAUUUAAAUUGCAUGAAUCUUGGCGUGCAUUAGGCGUCUCAUAGGUCGUCGCCAGCAUUUAGGCAGUGACUAGAUGUUGGAUUGGGGAAAUGGACCUGAAUAAUGAACAGAACUAGGACAUUUGGACUUCAGUGUGUAGUAAAGCUGGUAUUCCUUGUUUUUCCACUUCCUUUUGGGAUUUUGUUCUGGUUUGGAUUCUUUUAUACUUUCAUUUUGAAGAAGGUAUCACAAUUAUAACGUGUAAACUUAUACUACAUGCGUUCAUUAUCGCUGAGCUAUACAGCUCAGUUAGAGAAACAUGCUACAUAUUCCAAUUUUGCAAGCAAUUUCCAGCAUUUGUCUACAUUUCUCCUUUCAGUUAUAAGAUGACCGUUUCCUUGUUUUGUCCUCUGACCAGAACUUACACAUGCCAGAUUAUUCCCUUUUCCAUUCACAAAAACUAAGGUUUAAGUUGGAACGGUUAGUUGGGGGGGAUUUUGUUUUUAACAUUGUGGUAAUUCAGUUCAACUCUAUAAGAAUUUCACAUUUCCUGCUGCAAUGUGGGGAGAUCAGUGUUUGAAUACAUUAUGUCAAUCAGUGUAUUUCCCACCUAUGAACAGCAGUACUGAA